This is a messenger RNA of Batrachochytrium dendrobatidis JAM81, 855 nucleotides long. RefSeq lists its product as uncharacterized. The record is from RefSeq and is a predicted model, not a curated record. Gene Ontology annotation, cellular component: mitochondrion. Gene Ontology annotation, molecular function: delta(3,5)-delta(2,4)-dienoyl-CoA isomerase activity. The transcript is spliced from 5 exons. Bases 1 to 855 code for a protein of 284 amino acids. Lineage: Eukaryota; Fungi; Chytridiomycota; Chytridiomycetes; Rhizophydiales.
AUGACGGCCAUGAUAGGCGAUGCAAGCAAUCAGCUCAAUCAAAAGUACCACACUUUGCGUCUAUCAUUCCCAAGUGAAUGGGUUUUGCAUGUGGAGCUGGCCCGAACAAAACAGCUGAAUACUAUGGACAUGCAGUUUUUUGUAGAUGUCAAGACUGUCUUUGAAGCUGUUUUGAAUAGUAGUUCUGUCCGUGCUGUGAUCUGGAUAAUACAAAGACUAAUGCAUUUCUGGGUUCUAGUCAAAGCUGCUCAAAUGUUUCCUCAGCAGACAGAGGAUCCAGCUCGUACAGCUCUCGGAUUUCUUCCUGCAGUCGAGUUCUUGCAGCAGUCAUUCUCUGCCAUUGAAGCAUGCAACAAACCGAUCAUUGCUGCUAUCCAUGGCGCUUGUAUUGGUGGAGGAAUGGAUAUGAUUACUGCAUGCGAUAUCCGAUGGUGCUCUAAAGAUGCACUAUUUUCAGUAAAAGAAGUCGAUAUUGGCAUCGCAGCGGAUUUGGGAACACUUCAAAGACUGCCCAAGAUUGUUGGGAACGACGGUUGGGCUCGUGAGAUCUGUUUCACUGGGCGGAUGGUAUCUUCCAGCGAAGCCCUUCAAUUUGGUCUUGUGAGUCGUGUAUUUGACGAUAAAAAUAAGCUAUUGAGUGCAGCAUUUGAGCUAGCCAGUGAAAUUUCAGCCAAAGCUCCUAUUGCAAUAUAUGGAACAAAACAUAUAAUGAAUCAUGGGCGAGAGCAUACUACGGAGGAGGGGCUCAAAUACGUUCGUUUAUGGAACUCUGUUAUGAUUAAUACACCAGAUACAAUGGCUCAAGUCACAUCUGCCGUGACAAAGUCCAAGCCACCACUUUUCCCAAAACUUUAG